Molecule: messenger RNA, 1734 nt
Organism: Volvox carteri f. nagariensis
Lineage: Eukaryota; Viridiplantae; Chlorophyta; Chlorophyceae; Chlamydomonadales; Volvocaceae
Exons: 11
Coding region: 1-1734 (577 amino acids)
Biological process (GO): endoplasmic reticulum to Golgi vesicle-mediated transport; intracellular protein transport; transcytosis
Cellular component (GO): Golgi stack; endoplasmic reticulum; ER to Golgi transport vesicle membrane
Source: RefSeq, a predicted model, not a curated record
AUGCUGGGCCGUUUAGCGAAGGGCGUGGGUGGCCUCGCCAAAGGCGUGGCAGGAGUAGCGCUCGGAGAGGCAAGAUCAGCGUUGACUGCUGUCCCGAACGAUGAGGCCGAAGUCGAGGGGCUGCUGCAGCGCAUCUCGGGCUCGCUGUUGCCCGAGUAUCGUCGCCAGGCAAUGUCUCAGCUUAAAGACUUGCUUGUGGACAAUCCAAAGGCCCAGCUGGCGUUCGGAUCCAUGGGUAUUCCCGUACUACUUGCCGUACUUCGCGACGACCGGGAUGACGUGGCGCUGCUGCAGAGCGCCUUGGAGGCACUGGGACAGGGAUUUCCUCCGGGGCUAACACCUGCCGAGGCCACCGCAGCCGCCCUGAACGCGGACCUGCUGGCCCGGGAGCGUGAGCACGUGGGUUUGCUGCUGGGACUGUUGGAGGACGAGCCCGUGGGGGUGCCGGACUUUUACGUGAGGUACCACGCAGUACAGUUGCUGACGUCACUGCUCAGCCACUGCGCUGGGAAGCUGCAGGAGGCGAUCCUGGCCACCCCCAUGAGUGUGGUCCGACUAACUGAGCUGCUUGGAGAGCGAUCUGAGGUCAUUCGUAACGAGGCCCUGUUGUUGCUAGCCGCUCUGACUCGCACUGACCCACGGGUCGGUGGUGCUGGUGGUGCUAGUGGGGCCGGUGGCGGCAGCGAGGUUCAGAAGAUUGCGGCUUUUGAGGGCGCGUUUGACCGCGUGGCUGAGCUCUUGCGGGAGGAGGGCGGCCUGGGGGGUGGCAUGGUGGUGCAGGACACCGCGCCCGCCAGCCCCUCAGAGAUCCCCGGCCCGGAUGACUCCGCCCGACUGGUCUGGGCGGUGGCCCAGAUGGGCCGCCUGGCUCGGGAGAUGGACGAGCUGAGGGCGCGCAACCGGGCACUGGCGGAAGACCUUUUCAGACUGUCCCAGAGCGGCCUCGGCUCAGCACCGCCACCGCCACCUCACCCCGGAGCCUCCGCCUCCGUCUACGGGAUGGGCCCUCAUCCGCAGCCGCAUCAUGGGGGCCCGCAUUCGGCAUCCCAGGCCUUCGGACCCUACUCCCAGCCGCACCCGCAGCCGCUUGUUGGUGGCCCUGGUGGCACGUCCAUGGCGGUGGUGCAGCCGCCGCAGCCCGCUGUGGUGGUGAACUCUGCUGCUGAUGUGGAGGCGCGGGUGGCGUUGGAGCUGCGGGCGGGGCGGGCGGAGCAGGAGGUGGCGGCACUGCGGCAGCAGCUGGAGGUGAUGGCGGCACGGCUGUCUCAAGCGGAGGCGGACGCGGCGGCAGCACGCGAAGCGGCUGCAGCAGCCCACGUGGCAGCUAGCAAGGCGGAGGCGGAUUUGGCAGAUCUAUCCGGGGCAUACAACAAUCUAGAAGCGCAUGCCUUUGCGACGGAGGCGCAGCUGCGGAGCGCGCAGGGCGCCUUGGCGGCGGCGCAGGCGGCGGCGGCGGCCGCAGAGGCUCGAUCGCAGGCAGCGGCGGCGGGAGCGACAGGACCAGCUCACGGCGCGGGGGGCCUCUCGGAGGCGGACAUCCAGCGUCGGAUUGAAGAGGCUGUUGCCGAGGCUCGCGCUGAAGGCAAGGCGGAGGCCGAGGAGGGAAUGACAGAUUUAUUUGUGUGCUUAGGACAGGAAGAGCGAAAGGUAGAGGUACUUCGACAAGCCCUUGAGGGGCUUGGUUUGGACGCCGAAAGUUUGUUAGCGACGAUUCAGGAGGAGGAGGGGGGCUGA